GAAAGAAUCUCGAUAGACAACGAUGAUGUUGAUGUUAUGCAACAUUUUUCGUUGUUUUAGAUCUCUUAUCGGAUAAAAUUUUUAAUAAAUGAAAUUCAUCUGCCUUUGAUAAUAAUAUGCAUCAUCAACGGGCAAUGAAUCCAUUGGAUAUUUGCAUGGAUUAUGGACAAAAUCCAUCAAAUAGUUCUUCAACAAUGCAUCAAUCAUCAUCAUCAUCAACAUCGCAGCAACAGAAUUCCAAUCAAUUGCAUAAUAAUAAUUCAUCGACAACAACAGCGAUGCCACCCCCACCUCCACCACCACCUCGACCAACUUCAAGUCAAUCAACAUUAAUGAAUUCCAGUCCUAAUAUAAUUCUAUCUACUGGAUUUCAUCCAUCAUCAUCAUUACGAUCACAAUCAAUACGAUCAUCAUCAAACUCAGCCACCACAAAUUUGGAUUCGAAUACUACCGUUGCCGUUAAACGUUUUGAAUAUACAUCUGAAAAACAUUCGAAAUUAAUGUUAGAAUCAUUAUCAAUAUUACGACGACGGCGAGAACUUUGUGAUGUAAUUCUUAUUGUUGGACAAAGAAAAAUCUAUGCUCAUCGUGUUUUAUUGGCUGCAUAUAGCCCUUAUUUUCUUGCCAUGUUUACUGGAGAAUUGGCCGAAUCCAGACAAACAGAAGUAAUCAUCAGAGAUAUUGAUGAACAUGCAAUGGAAUUAUUGAUUGAAUUCGCAUAUACUUCACAUAUCAUUAUUGAAGAGAAUAAUGUACAAGUUUUAUUACCGGCAGCAUGUUUAUUACAAAUGAAUGAAAUACAAGAAGUUUGUUGUGAAUUUUUACGUCGUGAAUUAGAUCCUUCAAAUUGUCUGGGAAUAAGAUCAUUUGCCGAUACACAUGCAUGUCAAGAUCUAUUACAUUAUGCAGAUAAAUAUACUCAGGAUUAUUUUCAAGAAGUAAUUGAAAAUGAAGAAUUUUUAUUAUUACCUGUUAAUCAAUUGAUCGAUAUUGUUUCGACCGAUGAAUUGAAUAUUACAACUGAAGAACAAGUUUAUAAUGCAAUUAUGAAAUGGGUUCGCUAUAAUGUACAGGAACGUAGCCAACAUUUGGCACAUGUAUUACAACAUGUAAGAUUAUCACAAAUGUCGGCAAAAUUUUUAGUUGGAACUGUUUCAUCGGAUAUAUUAGUAAAAAAUGAUGAAGCAUGUCGUGAUCUAGUUGAUGAAGCCAAAAAUUAUCUAUUAUUACCACAAGAAAGAUCAUUAAUGGUUGGACCGCGUUUUCGGCCACGUAAACCAGUUCGUCGCGGCGAAAUUUUAUUUGCAGCCGGUGGAUGGUGUAGUGGUGAUGCUAUUGCUUCGGUCGAACGUUAUGAACCACAAACACGUGAAUGGCGUAUGGUCGCACCAAUGAAUAAACGUCGUUGUGGUGUUGGUUGUGCCGUAUUGAAUGAAUUGCUUUAUGCAGUUGGUGGACAUGAUGGCCAAUCAUAUUUGAACAGUAUUGAACGCUAUGAUCCUCAUACAAAUCAAUGGUCAAUUGAUGUUGCACCUACAUCAACUUGUCGAACUUCGGUCGGUGUUGCCGUUCUUGAUGGAUAUCUUUAUGCAGUUGGUGGACAAGAUGGUGUUUCAUGUCUAAAUAUUGUUGAACGAUAUGAUCCACAAUCGAAUCGAUGGACAAAAUUAGCCGGUAUGACUACUGGUCGUCUUGGUGUAGCUGUUGCCGUUCUUGGUGGCUAUCUUUAUGCUAUUGGUGGAUCCGAUGGUAAUAGUCCAUUGAAUACUGUAGAAAGAUAUGAUCCACGUACAAAUCGAUGGAAUCCAGUCGCACCAAUGUGGACACGAAGAAAACAUCUUGGUUGUGCUGUCUAUAAUAAUAUGAUCUAUGCUGUUGGUGGUCGUGAUGAUACAACGGAACUUAGUUCUGCCGAAAGAUAUAAUCCACAAACCGAUACAUGGCAACCAAUUGUAGCCAUGACUACUAGACGUUCCGGUGUUGGUCUUGCCGUUGUAAAUGGAUUUUUAUAUGCUGUUGGAGGAUUCGAUGGUACAACAUAUCUGAAAACAAUUGAAAUGUAUAGCCCUGAAGAUAAUCAAUGGCAAUUGUGUGGUUCAAUGAAUUAUCGACGUUUAGGUGGUGGUGUUGGCGUUAUUCGUAUGUCACAUCCAACAACAGAAUCUUCAUUUACAAUUAAAUAAUUUGUUUGGUGGUUAUCAAUCAAUCCGAUAGAUGCCAGUGAUUUUUUCAAAAAGUU
Molecule: messenger RNA, 2239 nt
Organism: Dermatophagoides pteronyssinus (European house dust mite)
Lineage: Eukaryota; Metazoa; Arthropoda; Arachnida; Sarcoptiformes; Pyroglyphidae
Gene: dbo
Product: Kelch-like protein diablo
Molecular function (GO): protein binding
Source: RefSeq, a predicted model, not a curated record